AUGGGGCUGGCGGGGCUACGAGUGGUGGGCUGGAGAACCGGCUGGGCACUUAGUGCGGCGGCUGCCCUCGAGUCUGCAGCACCCGUGAGCGCGAGACGGCAGCCCCGCGCCGCAGGAAGGUGGACAGCUGGGAGAACACGCAGUUUCAGCAGAGUCGCUGCAGCCAUGGCCCCGAUCAAGGUGGGAGACACCCUCCCCUCGGUGGUGGUGUUUGAAGGUGAGCCUGGAAAGAAGGUGAACCUGGCGGAGCUGUUCAAGGGCAAGAAGGGGGUGCUGUUCGGCGUUCCUGGAGCCUUUACUCCUGGCUGCUCCAAGUCCCACCUGCCAGGGUUUGUGGAGCAGGCCGAGGCACUGAAGGCGAAGGGAGCCCAGGUGGUGGCCUGCCUGAGUGUCAACGACGUCUUUGUGACUAACGAAUGGGGGAAGGCCCACCACGCAGAAGGCAAGGUUCGACUCUUGGCUGACCCCACUGGAGCCUUUGGGAAGGAGACGGAUUUGCUCUUAGAUGAUUCAUUGGUGUCUCUCUUUGGGAACCGAAGACUCAAGAGGUUCUCCAUGGUGAUCGACGAUGGUGUGGUGAAGACCCUGAACGUGGAGCCGGAUGGCACAGGCCUGACCUGCAGCCUGGCUCCCAACAUCCUCUCGCAGCUCUGA
Elephantulus edwardii (Cape elephant shrew) is the source of this 654-nucleotide messenger RNA. It is a transcript of the gene PRDX5, whose product is annotated as peroxiredoxin 5. Gene Ontology annotation, cellular component: cytoplasm; peroxisome; mitochondrion. Gene Ontology annotation, molecular function: thioredoxin peroxidase activity. Bases 1 to 654 code for a protein of 217 amino acids. Gene Ontology annotation, biological process: hydrogen peroxide catabolic process; cellular response to oxidative stress; cell redox homeostasis. The record is from RefSeq and is a predicted model, not a curated record. The transcript is spliced from 6 exons. NCBI's taxonomy places the organism in Eukaryota, Metazoa, Chordata, Mammalia, Macroscelidea, Macroscelididae.